AUGACUACCUACAUACCUUCGUUGACGCUUCCGAACUUCAUGUUCGACAAUCCUGCUGUGGCUAUUCUGCUCCCUGUUCUUGCUGGCACCGCCGUCGGGUUUUCUACUAGACCAACCGAAACUCAGAAACUCUAUCUAGCCCUCAAGCAGCCUCCGUUCAACCCUCCUGGUUAUGUCUUCGGUCCAGUGUGGACUGCGCUCUAUGCGACGAUGGGUUAUGUAGCCCAUCGGGCUUGGACCGCAGGGACAACUUCCAUCAAUUCUGCUACUGUUAGCCUCGCCAAACAAGGUGCUACCCUCUACACUAUUCAGCUUGGUCUUAACCUUGUCUGGAUGCCUCUCUUUUUCAAGUUCCACCGACCCAUUGCUGCGACAGUUGACAUACUUGCAUUGGGAGCCACAGUCAGCUACCUGGCAUAUACCUGGGGUCAGGUCGACGAAACAUCCGGAUGGUUGCUUGCGCCCUAUCUAGGCUGGUUGAGCUUCGCGACCUACCUUUGCGUCGGAGCAGGCUAUCUCAAUAACUGGGACUUCACGUCAGCAUCCAAAAAGCAGAACUAAGAAUUCUAUAUUACGGUUGGAUACAGCACAAGAAAACAUCUCCGUAGAAUGAUCGGAAAUUAAAUCGGUAACAGUAUUACAUACAUGUUCAUUAUACCUGAGAAGCGUAUCCUCGGACUUAUGUCAUACUACAGCAUCUGUACGCGAGCCGUGAUUCAGAACGUUCUGGAUUUCCACGCGGCCAAAUCCGAAUCCAGCACGUAUGGGCCUUAGACUAUGUGCCUAGCAGGGACGUUGAUGACAAGUGCGUCGUACGAAAGGUACACGUACAUUGCAAUGUGCUCACGUUUCUGGACUACCACCCGAGCGAGUACGUAUGUACAUGAAUGCACAGUCUCGCGAUCCACGGCCAGUGCCCAAUAUCUUUUGCAAAAACAUCCGCGUUUACAGAAUGACAGCCAUGAUUGUGCGCAAAUUGCUGCGGGGUUUGGGUG
Molecule: messenger RNA, 995 nt
Organism: Paraphaeosphaeria sporulosa
Lineage: Eukaryota; Fungi; Ascomycota; Dothideomycetes; Pleosporales; Didymosphaeriaceae
Product: TspO/MBR-related protein
Exons: 3
Coding region: 1-561 (186 amino acids)
Cellular component (GO): mitochondrial outer membrane
Source: RefSeq, a predicted model, not a curated record